Molecule: messenger RNA, 375 nt
Organism: Morchella importuna
Lineage: Eukaryota; Fungi; Ascomycota; Pezizomycetes; Pezizales; Morchellaceae
Exons: 4
Coding region: 1-375 (124 amino acids)
Source: RefSeq, a predicted model, not a curated record
AUGGCGAUAGGCACGGCGCAAUGUGUGACCGUUGAGUGCGUAGUAGGCGUACAUGUAUACUCACUCUUUUACUACACCGCCACAUCCCAACUGGGCCAGAUUGUUGAGGAAGGCCAGAGGCCAGCAAUCUUGAGCCAAUUCUCGACGCACCUGCUGGAUGCUAAACCAUCGGCUCUUCCGCUCGAUCAUAUUCCCUUACAUCAUGCCAUAUCUCUUGCCUCUACAACAUUACGCGUGUACCCAUACUACCUCGAUGAGAGCCAUAUACAUCAUAUCGAGUACUAUACUACCAUUGAGGGAGGAGGGGGGGAAGAGAUGCGGCUACCCGGUGGUGCAGCUGGUGGAAGGAUCUAUAGCGAUGAGACUGGGGUAUAG